Molecule: messenger RNA, 3631 nt
Organism: Amoebophrya sp. A120
Lineage: Eukaryota; Dinophyceae; Syndiniales; Amoebophryaceae
Source: the annotation of a GenBank genome assembly
GCUCACCCGUUCUUUUUUUGGAAGAGAAAAUUAAUGCUUGCGAUCGAAAAGACUUGCUGUAUGAUCUGGAUCGUCAUUGUAUCUGUUCCUGUUGUUAAAGUUUGAGCUUGUAUUCUUAGUUUUGUUCUUUUUUUUUGUAAAAUAGGUUUUGUCAGAAGACAUACUUCGAAAUUGAUUUGGUUCGCGUCCUUGUUACCCUGGUUUAUCAAUCUGCGUAAAGACUCCUCCUCCCACAGGUGACAGGAUUUUCUUAGACAACGACCCAAACUACAAAAUAAAAGUUUUCAUGUAAUAUUAGAAAUUGAAAUUGAUACAGAAUCUAGCAGUUUCACCGAGAGAGGUUCGACGAGAGUUGCUCCAUCAAAACAGACACAGUCCGCAAUUUUUUUUUCGGCAUCGUAACGGCACCCAUUUCAUCAUUGAUCGGGCAGAAGAUAGUAAAAGGAAUUUGUUCUGAUUCGUGUGACCACUACAAGCAACCAUAAGCCAAGCAAGUACUUCCCUCGCAACAGUACCAAUACAAAUGGCGGAAGCGGAACGCGGAGCUUUUGGGGGCUUCAAGCCCGACGUCCGGAACCCGGACCAGUUUGGGUGGAAGACCUACGAGGUUUCGGAGCUGGUGGACGGCCGGGGGGUCCAAGCCCACGCGUACACCGAGCGCACCGUGCUCAAGUACAUGAGCGAGCAGCAAGACUUGAAACCCUUCAUCGCCCGGCUGGCGUCCGCCCAGAUUGUGACGGCGGCCAGUAGCAGCUCUUCUAAGAAUCGCGGGGGCCGCGUGGGGGCUACUUCCAGUUCCUCCUCCUCCGCCGGCGCAAGGACCAACAGUGCGGCCUCCAGCGCAGCCACGCGAGCCAGCACCCCCCGAGGGAAGCAGCCGGUGCUGGUGGGAGACGAUUCCAACUCUGGAAUCUCGCUGGGAACGAAGCUACAGCUACGCCUUGAGCGGGUGCACGGAGGGUCUCUGCACGACGCGCUGAACAAGCGCCAGAUCACGGUAUUGAUACAUUGGUUUUGAUGUUUGGAACAAGUAUUUUUUGAAAGAGAAAGCUAGCUACUGAACACGAAAGCCGCUUUGUUAACAAGUACAUCUGGCUGCGCUUCUAGUCGUAUCUAGCGUAUUGAUGUAGUUGCAUGCGCCUUUGGUCAUCAUUCAAGUGCAUAGCCGGGGAUAUGCGCGUCUGCGUGAAAUAAAAUUAGGAGAGCUGGAGGCUUACAGAUAAGAAACACAAUUUGAAAUUUUUUAGGUGAGAGAGGCGAUGAGGUGGAGCUGCAAGCUGAUCCAAGCACUUUCGCUCCUGCACGAAAAGUACGAGAUUUCCCAUGGAGAUUUGAAGCCGGACAACAUCAUGAUUGACAAGAAGACCAAGACGCCGUUUUUGAUCGACUGGGGUGCUGCGCGGUGGGGCGACAACACGAGAAAAGUGACGGUUGCCGCCGGGAACGUCUCCUGCGCCAGUCCAGAGUUGUUGAAGUGCGUCUCCAGAAGAACGCAGUACAACAGCAUCAAAAACGACCAGUUCUCGCUCGGUAUGUUUGAUCGCUUUUUGUUUUUCAGAAGGAAUAAUAUCUCGAAGCAUGGCUUUGUACUAACUUGUAGGUUCAUCUCGUUUCAGUUCCGUUCUUCAACCUUGUGAUUGAUGUGCGGUUUUUUAUCUUCAUUUUGAAUGCUUUGCGCUUUCACCUUCGACAGGUAUGAUCCUUGCCUUGAUCUGGACGAAUGUGCACAGCCAAAGGAGCAUGUGCACCGCGCUCUCAUCGGAGUGGGACCAAAAUUGUGAGCAUAUUCCGCAUAGCAAGCUGUGGGAGGCGCAGAACCACCUCAUCGCGGAACUGGAAGAGGCCGACUUGUAUCUUAAUCUUACGUGAAUGAUGAUAGUGCGUCUUGCUGUGUUUUUGAGUAGUCAUGAUAGAUUUCGAGUUAGCCCCCGAAAGUACUUCAUCUGCUCUAUUCAAUUUAGAAGAUUGCUGGCAGGAAAAUCUGAAUUCUAUCACAGCCCCCAUCUAAACCUGGUGCCGGUUUUUUUCCGGAAGUGGAUUGUCCAACUGGUUGACAGCGACCCGAAGGUGAGAGCAACGGCUUCCGAGAUGUUGGCGGAGUUGCGCGAUGCAUCGAUCAAGAAGUUCGGGGAGACGCUGCAGGCUAGUGAGUUUCUGUUGCCCGAUUACAACGACGAGCAGGACGAUGUGGAAUUGACAGAGGGCGACGAAAACUCGCGCAUGAGCGUUUUCUCAAGUGCAUCAGCUUCGGCGGUGACAAAAUUGCAGGAGCCCUUGGAUCCCCUGCCAGCCGUUUCGGACAUAGUCAAGAUGUGGCCAUUGCAGGUAGAAUGUUUUGUGAAUAGCAUGUAGUAGUACUCCUAGUCGAGAGACAAAAAACUUCAAGUGGAAGUAGGUACAGUUACGAAUAUGUUGACAGCGAAGAGGUGGCUCAGUGCCGUGCAUUCGAAUUCGUCCGAGCUCGAAAAAAUAAAAAAAAAACCGAAAAACAUCAACAGAGCAAGCGCGGGCCAAAAGGGAAGUUGGUGGAAGGCUGUUUCACAAACAAGGCUACUCCGCUGCAGCAGCAGAAGGCUAAGUCGGUUGCCAAGGAAGUCAUCAAGGGUAUGCAGAAAAUGCAGCGCUUGAAAUAAAAAGCAUUCUUGCUGUAUUCAUGCGACAGCGACUCUGUGUUUCUCAUGAUCAACUAACUGGAUGUUCAACUUUUGUUCUCAACUUUUUCACAACGAUAUCUUUAGCCUUCGGGAAGAACUCUCUUUGUACCUUACCUUUUGUUUCUUUUUUCGAUUCGACACGAAAUUCGAGGGUUUCAUCUCGAAGCCAUUUUUGACACUAAAUCGGGCGGGCAGCACACCUGUUAGUUUUUCAGCAAUAAACCCCAAAAUGAUUUGCGAAGGUCCACUUUACAACUACAAAAAGCGAACGUCAGCGACGCAUCUAGCAGUGAGUUUUCAGGCAACCCGCUUGCGAGAUGUACUCAUCAGCGAAAUUUGGUUUCUAUCGAUCUACCCGAGGACCAUAGGUUUUCUCAUUUUUUCGAUAGGGACCAAGACGACGACGACGACGGAAUGAGUGCGAGAAAUUUGUGCGUAACUCUACGUGCAGAUUGACCAAGUUACUAGACAGCCCCCACUACCAACAGAUACAAAGUAUCUUCGAAAAAGAGCGCCGUGGAUAAACUCUGCGUUGUCAAUGCUCGCUUAAAAACCUUCGCGUUUAUCUAUGGAGCGAAGUGCUCUCCUCUUUCCUGAACUCUCAGAAAACGAACCAGGAUUAUGAUAUCACACGACCACUUUUAUUUACUUCAACCUUCGAGAAAUCCACCCCGGACGUUUCUCGUCUGGGCCCCACGCUGGUUGAUGCGAAAAUUUGAGACUCACUGAGCAAGUUAUUUCGUUUUAUCCUCGUUGAUUCAAUUAGCUUCCUUGAGUUAUCAGCUUCUGCGCUUCAGAUCAAAUCUACGACUAUUUUCGCGACCGCGAAACACCUUUUAUUUUUAUUCAGGUGAUCCUUUGUAUACCUUUCGACGUUGGCCUUGGCAGGGUGAAUUUACGUGAUUUGCUCGAAACGCUGGGCUCCAAACAAAAAAAAGUCUAUACGACGGCACAAAAAAUAGAAAAUGCGGCAGCCG